AACAUCACCCAAGACCACUAGAUCCGUGAGCUUACUCCGACUUACGGACUUAAGCCGGCAGCCAGUCCGAAAGGCUCUAUCGGUUAAGCCUCCUCGUCGACCCUCUGUACACACUACUGAAAUCUACAACGCGGCGGUACAAUUGGUGUUGUGACUACUUGCUCACCUGGUUAAAAAUAUUUACCGUCAUACCUGACUUGAAAGCUCCGAAUCACCAGCCAUGAGCUUUUGCUGCUAGUUAAUAGCUACUGUUUUACAACCUCCAGAGACUUAACUUUACAAAUUAGGUACUUUAAUAAAACGCUAAUUAUUUACGGUCUUUGAAAAAAUCGUGUUAAUUUAUUGGAUGUUGGAUGCUAAUUACCAAUUAGUUUAUGUUAUAUUGUUUUGGUUAAUUACAUUGUCACGCGGUUUGUGUUACAGCACACGUAGACUGAACUCGGACUGUGUGCGUCGACUCGCGGAAUCGCGGAGGCUGGUCUUGACGACAUACCGCGACAGCUCGCGUUAUAGGUGAGUCUGGCGAAUCUUGUAUUUUAGCUUCAUAACGGUAACUGUUGUAGUCGCGAGUGGUAGUAUUUAAAGUAAAGCUCGGGCUAUAAAUAGUUAUGUGGAAAAUAUUGUCAACUUUUUUUUACUGGUGCUGUUGAUCAGAUCAAGUCUUGGACUACUAUUUUAUUUACGAAUUUUAAUAAUAUCUAAUUUUUUUUUAAAUUUGUUGAGUGUACGUCUAAAUUUUUAAUAACUCAGGAUUUAAUUGGAUAAUUAUUUUUUUUGGAACAGUGAAAUUUUUGUAAUUAAAAAAAAAUUAGACAUUAAAUGAAAUUUAAGUUAGAUGCAAACACUGAGUUGGGAAAAGUGAUUGAAGUGAAACUGACAGCAAUUAUUUGAAAAUAAUUGUGUGUGUUACUAAUUAUUUUAAAAAUUAUAAAUGUUUGUUAGAUGUUGUACAUGUCAAUAAGCUGAUGAACUGAAAGAAUUGUACUUAGUGUUAAUAUAUUUUGUGAGAUAAAUAUUGGUAUUGAUACUUAUAUUGAUAUAAAUAUUUAUUUAAGUGUGUUGUUGUUGUUGUUAACAAGUGGAGGGCAGUAUUAUUGUCCGAAGUGUACGGAACAGUCGGCACGACGUUAACCUUCUACAGUAUGGAGCGCGGCGGGGGCGGGGGUGGCCUCGAACUCGCCGGCGGAGGUGGCGGUAAUACUGAACUGUGUCUCCAGGACCUGGUGACCGGUUCAGCGACUGGAUUAUCGGUCCAGCACUACCAGCAUGCCGCUGCAGCAGCCUCCAUGGCUGGACUGCACGGUGACCAUCUUCAAGGUGCUAUGCACCAUCACGAUGUUCAUGCCAAUACACAUCAUGACACCUCAAUGCUCCAUAAUCCUGGUCACCAACUCAGCCAUGAGCCUUUGGAGAAAAUGAAAUUGUUGGCGCAGAAUGAUUAUCGUGAUGAAACAAAUGGUGGCCUUGCAAGACUCGAUUUUUCAGGACAUGGUGCCCAUACACCUGGUGGAAGUACACCAAGUACACCAGGUGCUACACCGACAACACCUUCGGGAGGUUUUUCUACAGCACAACCACGAAAUCGAACGAAUAACAAUCAAAGAACGGACAUUAGAAAAGGAGUUCGAACACCAGUUGAGGUUAAACAAGAAAUGCGAUCAUCUGAAGUUACAUCUGGUGUAGUUAGUAUGAAUGACGCAAGUGAUAAAGAUGGUACCAAAAAUAAAAGACAGAGACGACAGAGGACGCAUUUUACUUCACAACAAUUACAAGAACUUGAAUCUACAUUUGCGAGGAAUCGAUAUCCUGAUAUGGCAACACGAGAAGAAAUAGCUAUGUGGACUGGACUAACGGAAGCACGCGUACGGGUUUGGUUUAAAAAUCGACGCGCAAAGUGGCGAAAACGUGAGCGCAACGCAGCGAAUGCAGCCGCAGCUGCAGCGGCAGCGGAUUUCAAGACUGGUUUCAGCACCGCAGGCCUGAACAGUUUCAUCGGGCGAGCUGAUGUCGACGCGAUGUAUAGUUCUUACAGUUCGUACAACAAUUGGGCUGCAAAAGUGCCAUCGCCAUUGAGCAGCAAGAGUUUUCCAUGGGUGAACCAUUUAGGCACAGUGGUACCAACGGCCUCGCACCAUCAUCACCACGCUCAAGUGGCACCAGUGAACUGUUUUAAUACAUCGACCUCUGUAGCCGGCAGUCAUGUCAGCGGAAUGUCAAUGUCCGUUGGGCAAGCCGCGACCUCAAUGCUUCCCGGAAUGGGUUCGGGUUUAGGAGUGGCAGGAUCACCAGUAGCAGCGUCAAGUGCCGCGUGUCCUUAUGCAGCACCAGCAGCACCCCAUCCAUACGGGCCCUCAGUCUACACACCCCAUCAUCGUGCUACUGGUCCACCUGAGCCUUGUACCCUAAUGAAUAGUAGUAUCACCUCACUAAGAUUAAAAGCUAAACAGCAUUCCAGCGAAUAUGGAUCCGCGAGUUCAUUCAGUACUGGAGGUACUACCGGUGGUGGUGCUGGUAGCAUUAGUCCUGUUAGUUCACGAGCUUCCUCUGGUGGUGGUUUAAGUGCGUGUCAAUAUGCACUUACUAGUAAUACUGGUAAUCCACAUUCACCUGGCACUGAUCAUAAUAACGCGACUGCUCGGGCCCAAGUUUGAG
Molecule: messenger RNA, 2652 nt
Organism: Microplitis demolitor
Lineage: Eukaryota; Metazoa; Arthropoda; Insecta; Hymenoptera; Braconidae
Gene: Ptx1
Product: pituitary homeobox x
Exons: 4
Coding region: 1143-2651 (502 amino acids)
Biological process (GO): regulation of transcription by RNA polymerase II; anatomical structure morphogenesis
Cellular component (GO): nucleus
Molecular function (GO): RNA polymerase II cis-regulatory region sequence-specific DNA binding; DNA-binding transcription factor activity, RNA polymerase II-specific
Source: RefSeq, a predicted model, not a curated record